AUAAAUACGAGCCCCCUACGCUGCAUUUCUUCCCUUUUCUCCUCCUCCUUACCUCCCCCCAUAUGAAACUUUUAGAAGUUUUUGGUAUAUUUUCUUUUAUUUACUGCUAUAUUUAUUGCUAAGUCCUGUUAAAGCCAUGCUGUUCACUGAUCCGAUAACGUUUUGCUCCAACCCCAUGGUCGAAAGUAAUCCAAUUCCGCCUCUUGAAAGCGGAUGGGAUUGCUCCCAACUCUUUACCACUACCCAAUCAGUAGGACCUGCCGGGUUGGGUUCAGCUUCAAGCGAAGCAAAUCAAAACCAAAACCAAACCCAAACCCACUCCAAUUCCAAUUCCGGUUUGGAUGAAUCAAACCAAACUGUUCCCAUCAUGGACGAGCGAAAGCGCAGACGUAUGAUAUCGAACAGGGAAUCAGCCAGGAGGUCACGGAUGCGUAAACAAAGGCACCUAGAAAACCUAAGGAACCAAGCCAACCAGCUUAGAAUCGAGAACCAACAACUGUCCAACCGUUUGAGGUUCCUUUUGUACCACAGCCACCGUGUGAGGACCGACAACGACCGCCUCCGAUCCGAAUACAGUAUGCUCCGUCAAAUAUUGCUUUUCAAGCAACUGCAGCAGUUUCCAUCAUCUGCAUGGCCAUGCAAUAACGUUACCGUCAUGUCCGAACAAACUGCACCAUUAAUCAUCUAAACAGAUAUAUUAAAGUCUACAAUAACUUUCAUCAAAAUUCUCUGCGAAGAAAAUAAAAGCUAGCUGAUCUCUAUCUCUCUUCUCUCUUUCUGUAAAUUAAAACUGGUGCUAGAGAAAGAAAAUUGGUGGGUAACGUGGGUUUUCUUGGUUUGUCCUCUCUUUUUUCUUGUCCUUUUUUGAGGAUGAAGAAACAAGAGUGUUGUAGUGUAAAAAAAAUAAAAUAAACCUAUCAUUCUAAAAUAAUAUUUUUACA
Molecule: messenger RNA, 941 nt
Organism: Hibiscus syriacus
Lineage: Eukaryota; Viridiplantae; Streptophyta; Magnoliopsida; Malvales; Malvaceae
Product: basic leucine zipper 43-like
Exons: 1
Coding region: 137-688 (183 amino acids)
Biological process (GO): positive regulation of DNA-templated transcription
Cellular component (GO): nucleus
Molecular function (GO): DNA-binding transcription factor activity; transcription cis-regulatory region binding
Source: RefSeq, a predicted model, not a curated record